UCCCUUUUGCGACAGCGCGUCCUAGCGCUUUGCGGCGCGUACGCACAGAGGGAGGGCGGACCUCCCCAAGAUGGCGUCGCCCUUCAGCGGAGUCCUGCAGCUGACCGACUUGGACGACUUCAUCGGACCCUCGCAGGACUGCAUCAAACCCAUCAAAGUAGACAAGAAGCCUGGAAAAGCAAUCGCUAAGAUCCGCAUCGAGGACGAUGGAACCUACGUCCAAGUGGAUCCGGACGGCCGUUCGCGCAAACUGGAGAAGGCCAAGAUUACGCUCAAUGACUGCUUGGCUUGUAGUGGAUGCGUCACUUCGGCCGAAAGCGUCUUGGUUGCACAGCAAAGCCACGAAGAGCUCCUCCGGGUCUUGGACGCCAAUAAGACAUUAGAUCCUGCUUCCCGGAAGCUGGUGGUAGUUUCUGUCUCGCCUCAAUCCAGAGCUUCUUUGGCGGCAAGGUUUCAAUUGACUCCUUUGGACACAGCCAAGAAACUGACUGCCUUCUUCAAAAGAUUAGGUGUUGAUUUUGUCUUCGAUACAACAUUCUCCCGGAACUUCAGCCUGAUAGAAAGCCAGCGGGAGUUUGUCCAGCGCUUCCGGAGGCGGUCGGAAGACAAGGGGGCUUUGCCCAUGCUAGCCGCUGCUUGCCCCGGCUGGAUCUGCUAUGCUGAAAAGACCCACGGGAGCUUUAUCCUCCCCUACAUCAGUACUGCCAAGUCACCACAGCAGGUCAUGGGGUCCCUGGUGAAGAGCCACUUCGCCGAGCAGCAGCAUGUAGCGCCCAGCCAGAUCUACCACGUGGCAGUGAUGCCUUGCUACGAUAAGAAGCUGGAAGCCUCCCGGCCAGAUUUCUUCCUCCAAGAGCAUCAAACCCGGGAGGUGGAUUGUGUCAUUACGACUGGAGAAGUCCUAAAGCUCUUGGAGCAGGAAGGGGGAUCCCUUUCCGAAGUGGAACCUGCCCCCUUGGAUGCCAUUUUUAGCGAUCUCUCCGAGGAUCAGCUCCUCAAGGGCCACUCUGGGGGUGGCUCCGGGGGCUACUUGGAGCACAUCUACAAACAUGCAGCAAAGGAACUCUUUGGGAUCCAAGUAGAAGAGAUUCAGUACAAAACCCUAAAAAACAAGGAUUUCCAAGAAGUGGCCCUGGAGAAGGACGGGGAGACCCUCUUGCUCUUCGCCCUGGCCUACGGAUUCCGGAACAUCCAGAACGUGGUGCAGAAACUCAAGCGGGGGAAGUCGCCCUACCACUACAUUGAGGUGAUGGCCUGUCCGUCAGGGUGUUUGAACGGCGGGGGCCAAAUCAAAGCGGAAGGGGAAACCAGCAAGGACCUGCUCCAGGAGGUGGAGAGUGUGUAUGAAUCUGUCCCGCCGGAGGACCCAGAGACAAACAGAACUGUUGCGGACCUCUACGAGCAGUGGCUGGGCGGCCCAUCUUUGGAGAGGAUCCGAGAGGCCCUCCACACGCAAUACCAUGCAGUGGAGAGGGCCAACACAGGCUUUGGUAUCAAGUGGUGAAAGCGAGAAGGGACAGACCUAAGAAUCGCAUGGAGGUUGCAAGGGUCCUCUCCACUUCUGGGACGGAGCUGGCAAGACAGGAGACUACCUUUUCCUUAAAUCCCUAUGGGAUUGGAUUAGGAUAAAUGUCAUGAUGUCUGAGUCUAAGAUCAGCAGCGUUCAUUGUCCCAGUAAGUAGCUUCACUCUCUCAGUAAUAUCACAUAAUGUGCCUCUGCUCAAAAAGCACAGAUUUAGGAGAUACUUCCAACGGCAGCAUCACGGGAUACAAGCAGUUCCUCUCCUUUGUAUCGGAAAAGACAUUGCAUCGUAGUAAUCUUCUAUAUCUAAAAAUGUAAUAAUAAAGUUUAUGUAUCUA
This is a messenger RNA of Anolis sagrei ordinatus, 1860 nucleotides long. RefSeq names its product cytosolic iron-sulfur assembly component 3 (gene CIAO3). The record is from RefSeq and is a predicted model, not a curated record. Lineage: Eukaryota; Metazoa; Chordata; Lepidosauria; Squamata; Anolidae. Gene Ontology annotation, cellular component: cytosolic [4Fe-4S] assembly targeting complex. Gene Ontology annotation, biological process: iron-sulfur cluster assembly.